Molecule: messenger RNA, 3141 nt
Organism: Spea bombifrons (plains spadefoot toad)
Lineage: Eukaryota; Metazoa; Chordata; Amphibia; Anura; Pelobatidae
Gene: MOV10
Product: Mov10 RISC complex RNA helicase
Exons: 22
Coding region: 41-3049 (1002 amino acids)
Molecular function (GO): 5'-3' RNA helicase activity; RNA binding
Source: RefSeq, a predicted model, not a curated record
GCAACAUCUACAGGAUAAAAAAAGGCCUAGAAGAAAAAAGAUGCCAAAAUUUACAGUUAAGGAACUAAGAUGUUGGGGAGAGAAGUUUCUCCAAUACCUGACAGAUACUGGGAGAGAAAAUGUAGGAGACAAAGAAGAACUAAGACGUAUUUAUUCAGAAUUCAAAAACCGUGAUGAUCAGAGAAAACCAAGUUUUUCAGCUGCAGUCUAUGGCCUUCGGGUUGGCAGGAAGGUUUUGGUAACUUCUAACUCUAUUACUUUUAACCAGCUUGUGACAAAACCAGUGUUACUUACUGAUCAAUAUGUGGCUGAGAGGAGAGAUCGAAAACAAGAAUUCCUAUCGGUGCCGCUUUCUGGCAAUGGCGUCAACUGUAGUAAAGGACAAGCUAGAAAGAUAAUUCGGUGGAUGAAGCAAAACAGGUCCAAAUUCAUCGGUGACAAUGUUGAGAUUGCCAUAGACUCAGAUUAUGACCUGAAUGAAGGGAAAAUCCGUAUUAAAUUGGCACCAAAUGAGCCCCAAACAUUUCCAAUCCGCAUUAAGAAUAAUUCUCAUAACCCGGUGACUCUUGUUCAGUAUAAAGUGUUGCGUCGAAUGAAGGUCUUCUCAUUCACAGACGAUUUCAGUGUGUCCAAGUCCAAGCCUUUAGUGCUGAAACCAGGUGAUAUUUACCAUAUCCAUGUUCGUUGUUCAACGGCCUACUAUGGAUAUUUCCCAGUUACAAUGGUGUUUGAAUUCCUGAGAGAAAGUGAUGCACCCAAUGGCUUUUUUAUUGGGCGAUUUCUAUCUGUUGUGUCUAACAGUAGAUUAUAUGAUGACCUGGCUCCAACAUCAAGCUACGUACCGUACCAAAGAGACCUACUGAAACCAACUGUGAGGACUGAAGAUGAGGGGUUCCCACCAGAUAACUCCCUGAAGUAUGAAUUAGAACGAAAGAUUCCACUUGGAGAUUCCACUCCUCCUAACCAUCUGAGGAACAGCAUCCGUGCAGGAGUGUUCUCCAAAACAGGACCACGUACAGUGUUCCCAGCAGAUGCUCAGGACAGGAAUCUCCUAUCUAGUGCCCUGAACUUCAGCAACUAUGAUAAGCGGUUCAGUUUGCUGCUACACCUCGAGGAGAUACAGAUGGAGAUAGAUAUCAGAAAAUAUGAUAAAACAGGGGAGCAAAUGGAAUGUGAUCCAAGGAACAAACGGCUUCUGCUUCUUCAUGUACCUGGUGUUGCGGAGAGCAGGCCUUCAGUAUUACGGGGAGAUCACCUUUUUGUUUGCCUUUCUGACGAGCGCACAAAUCCCGCCGCUAUCAACUACAAGGGCUACGUGCAUGGAGUUGAACUGGAGAAAGUCAGACUGGGGUUCUCCGUCAACCUUUUAAAAAGAUUUGUAACAGGCUUGAAAUUUGAUGUCAUGUUUACAUUUAAUCGACUACCGCUAAAAGUUCAGCACAGAGCUGUUAGCCUGGCUAAAUCGUCCAACAUUGAGCAAUUUCUGUUUCCAACAUCUUCCUAUGGGCAAGCAGUCACCGAUACAGAAAGGCUAACCCUUUAUGACCGAAGUCUUGAGACCAACAAAGAACAGUACAAUGCAGUAAAGCAGAUUGUGGGUGGAUUAUCUAGGCCUGCUCCUUACCUCAUCUUUGGCCCACCAGGAACUGGAAAAACAGUCACCUUGGUUGAAGCGAUCAAACAGGUUUUAAAAUGCAUUCCUACGUCCCACGUUCUGGCAUGUGCCCCUUCUAACAGCGCAGCCGACCUGAUCUGCCAGCGUCUGAUGAAACACGUGGACAAGAAGGGCAUUUACAGAAUUUUAGCCAGCAGCAGAGAAUUCCGCACUGUGCCAGAAGACAUCAAGCCAUGCUGUAACUGGGACGAUGGGCAAGGGUGUUAUGUGUACCCCUGUAAAGAUAAGCUCAAGACAUACAGAGUUAUCAUCACAACACUCACAACCGCUGGAAGGCUGGUGUCUGCCGAUUUCCCAAAAGAUCACUUUUCUCAUGUGUUUAUUGAUGAGUCUGGACAUGCAGUGGAGCCUGAGUGUGUGAUAGCAAUAGCAGGGCUUUUAAAUGUGAUGAAUCCACAAAGCAAAGGAGGGCAGCUGGUCCUGGCUGGUGAUCCGAAACAAUUAGGACCAAUAUUAAGGUCCCCGUUGGCUAUUGAGCAUGGAUUAGAUAAGUCUCUGCUUGAAAGGCUGAUGACAGAGAAUUCUCUUUACCAAAAAAAUAAUCAAGGCUACAACUCCCAGUUUGUCACAAAGUUACUGAAGAACUACAGAUCGCAUCCCAGCAUUCUGAAGAUUCCGAACGAGCUGUUUUAUGAUAAUGAGCUUCAACCAUGUGCAGAUCAGCUGCUGUCAAAUUCCUAUUGCUCAUGGGAAAAGUUGCCUCGUAAGGGCUUUCCAAUCAUUUUCCAUGGUGUAAUGGGGAAAGAUGAGCGGGAAGGCAACAGCCCAUCCUUCUUCAACCGCAAUGAAAUUGAUGCGCUUUUAUCAUAUCUAACAGCUUUGCUGGAAACGCAGGGGAGGAAUGGACUGGCUAAGAUUUCCCCUAAAGACAUCGGUAUCAUCUCUCCUUACAGGAAACAGGUUGAAAAAAUCCGAAAAGCUAUUGACCUCCAGUUUAAAGGGGUGUCUGAUAUCAAAGACCUGAAGGUCGGCUCAGUCGAAGAAUUUCAAGGUCAGGAACGGAAAGUGAUUAUUAUAUCCACAGUGCGAAGCACCAAAGAUUAUGUGAAGUUUGAUGAAGAUUUCAGUCUGGGCUUUCUGAAGAACCCCAAGAGAUUUAAUGUGGCAAUAACAAGAGCAAAGGCGCUCUUAAUUGUGGUGGGCAACCCAAUAAUACUUUGCAAGGAUCCCAACUGGUCUGCGUUUCUAAAGUAUUGCACUGAUGCUGGAGGGUACACAGGCAAUAGACUGGAUGAUUGUGACGACCUGCUAAAUGAUGAAGAACUUACAGAGCUUUUCAGUGGCUUGGACGUUAAUGAACCACCUGCAGGACAAGAUACUGGUGAGAGCUUUGUCCAGCAGCACGUAGACCCAGGCUGGAGAUCUGAUAUCUGAUCUGAUGCCUUCACCAUCAACCUACCGAACCAAAGAUCUAAAACACAGAACCGUGUUGAGACGUUUGUUUGUUUAAAAGCACUUUUUUUGUU